Vombatus ursinus (common wombat) is the source of this 3948-nucleotide messenger RNA. It is a transcript of the gene SOWAHB, whose product is annotated as sosondowah ankyrin repeat domain family member B. The transcript has a single exon. Gene Ontology annotation, molecular function: protein binding. Lineage: Eukaryota; Metazoa; Chordata; Mammalia; Diprotodontia; Vombatidae. The record is from RefSeq and is a predicted model, not a curated record. The coding region runs from base 1 to 3036 and encodes 1011 amino acids.
AUGGCCCGGGAGCUGAGCCAGGAGGAGCUGCUGGACUUCCUGUGCCAGGCCGGGGGCCGGGUCACCAACGCCGCCUUGCUGGGCCACUUCAAGCGCUUCCUGCGGGACCCCGGCGUGCCCCCGGGCCAGCUGAAGCAGCGCCGCGAGCUCUUCAAGAGCCUCGUCAACUCGGUGGCCGCCGUGCGCCAGGACCCCGACGGCACCAAGUGCGUGGUGCUCAAGAAGAGGUACCGGGACCUGGUAGGGGAGGAGGGGCUGCGCGGGCCCCGCGGCGACCCCCAGCCGGUCGCUCCGCAGCGGCGGGGGCAGCGGCAGCGGCAGCAGCAGCAGCAGCACCAGCAGCAGCCGCGCCCCCCGGGAGCCCCGGCCGCCUCCCCCGGCAGCCGGCGCCGGGCGCCACGGCAGCAGCAGCCGCCCCAGCCCCGGCCCCUGCCUCAGCAGGAUCAGCCCCAGCAGCAGCAGCAGCCUCAGCCUCAGCAAUACCAGCCUCAGCCCCAGGCCCCGCAGCAGCAGCCCCAGCCCCAGCCUCAGCACCAUCAGCCCCGGCCCCUGCCUCAGCAGGAUCAGCCCCAGUCUCCGCAGCAGCAACCCCAGCCCCAGCCUCAGCCUCAGCAAUACCAGCCUCAGCUCCAGACUCAGCACCAUCAGCCCCAGCAGCAGCCUCAGCCUCAGCAAUACCAGCCUCAACCCCAGCCCCGGCCUCAGCAGGAUCAGCCCCAGUCCCCGCAUCAACAGCCCCAGACUCAGCACCAUCAGCCCCAGCCCCGGCCCCUGCCUCAGCAGGAUCAGCCCCAGCAGCAGCAGCAGCCCCAGUCCCCGCAGCAGCAGCCUCAGCCUCAGCAAUACCAGCCUCAACCCCAGGCCCCGCAGCAACAGCCCCGGCCCCGGCCUCAGCAGGAUCAGCCCCAGCAGCAGCAGCAGCAGCCUCAGCCUCAGCAGUACCAGCCCCAGACCCAGCAGCACCAAUCUCAGCCCCAGUUCCAGCCUCAGCACCAUCAGCCCCGGCCUCAGCAGGAUCAGCCCCAGCAGCAGCCCCAGCCUCAGCGGGCCAGGAGGCAACCUGGGGAGAAGGAACCAGGAAAUGAGCCGGCAGGUGCAGGAGCUUCAAUUCCGGAAACAGAGUGCAAUGGACUCUCGGCCAGGCCUGGGGAUGAUGCUCCAGAGUCCACCGAACGCGGCAUUGCAGGUGAUUGCAGCCCCGGGAGGCUGGGAGAGGCAGCCGCCGCAGGCCCUUCGCCCCAGCCUGGGGUGUGCUUGGCUGCUUCAGGGACUCCAGGUGGCUGCCAGGAGUGGGUCCGGGCUAGCCCUUGGGCUGGCUCCACAGAGCCACACCUCCUCUCACGCGGGGGCCCUCCCUUGGGAGAGCGGCAGGCACUGGAGACCAGUUCAGGGGGAGCACUCGAAGGCACACGGCAUUCUAGCUCUGGCUCAUCCACCAAGCCCUCACCGUUGGCCACGGAAACCUUCAGGGCAUCGGGGACUAGCCCUUCCUUGGCAUCCCUUGCUUUCCCUGGGGAUAGGGCAGAAUUACUGACCCUAAGUGGACCCCAUUCCUAUGCAGCCCAGCAGCAGCAACGAACCCGAGAGUGGGUGGCCAACCACUCCCAGCCCUGCCCACGCAGUGUUGCAGAAAGGACACAGCAAAGCCCCGGGCGGGUUUGGUGUGUGGUGCCUGAGAACUUCCCCUACAGUUGGGGGGAUCCAGGGUCAGAGAAGCUGCCACCUCCUCUCCCUGUUUCCCCUCUGCUCUUCCCUGCGGGGUCUUCAGUUUUUCGGAGUAUCCGUUGUCAACUAGACCUCCAGGAUCUGGAGAACUUUGUGGAAGAGGACAGCCACGACAGUGAGGAGAGUACCAGUGGCCCAAGGGAGUCUCUAGGGGAGUUAGAGGAAGCCCCAAAAGUUCCCCUAGAAAAUGGAGCCCAGGAAAAACUCAGGACCCCAGGGGGGCAUUUUAUCAAAUCUCAGCAGGAAAAUACUCCUCUCAAUAAAUCCCAGGGACCCAUAUUUAGAAGUGGUUACUCCCUCCAACAUACCCCAGAAAGAGUGAAUGGUCCUGUUGUAAUGUCAACCAAAACACCCAAGGAGUCCUCUACCCUGUCUCAAGACCCCAUGCCCUGGCCAACUGGCAGGUUAAAGAGAUCUCUGAGGAGAAGUUCCAGGGCAGGGAGGGACAAAAUAUCCUCCUCUGAUGAGGAGCUGCUGGAGGAAGACUUAGUAAAAAGGAACCGUCGGCCGCCUCGAUCCAGAAAGGCGUCAAGGGCAGGAGCAGUGCCCUCUCCAAAGGUAGAUGCCCCUUUGGCCCUGAAGCCAGCGGUUUCCAAGGCCACAUCAAGGCAAAGACUGGCAGGUAGCACUUGGGUUCCCCCUGGGGGUGUGUCUUCUCUCUUAGUUUCACUCAGACCUUCUGUCCACAAAUCCUCUUUAGUGCCCCUGGACUCCCGGGAGCAUGAAUGGAUUGUGAGAGUAGCCAGUGGCUCAUGGGUACAGGCACUGACUCUGUUUUGGGAAGACCCUCAACUGGCUCUUCGAAAAGACUUUUUGACUGGGUAUACUGCAUUGCAUUGGAUUGCCAAACAUGGUGCUCUCCAGGCCCUUCAAGAAUUGGUCAAGGGGGCCCAAAAGGCAGGGAUCGUCCUUGACGUGAAUGUGAGGUCCAGCUGCGGGUAUACCCCGCUGCAUCUCGCUGCCAUCCAUGGGCACCAGAGGAUCAUCAAACUUCUGGUGCAGAGGCUGGACUCUCGAGUGAACGUACGGGACAGCAGCGGGAAGAAGCCUUGGCAGUAUUUGACCAGCAAUACCACUGGGGAGAUAUGGCAGCUUCUUGGAGCCCCGAGGGGGAAGCCUAUCUUCCCAGUUCAUUCCUUAGUUAGAAGUCCUUCACCCACCAGGAAGGCCAAGAGCCAUGAUGUGUCAAGGAACAUAAGCAGAAAGACCUCCCUUGCUGCAUUACUCAGAAGUCAGCACCACAGAUGGAAAAUGGCCCACCAGUACGAUAAAUUCCGAGCAUCAGGAGACAGAGAUGAGUGCAGUGAAUGAAGUGUCUCUUGCUCAAACGUGCAGAGACAUUUUGAUCUGGGGUGACCCUGUGAACAAACUGCACAGUCUGCCAAGAUCAGAGUCACUUCUGACUUCAAGGACGCAAGCCGAAUCUUGAACUGGAAACUGGGUAGGUCGAUGAGAAGUGGCUUACGUAGGGGGCACGUCUCUCUAGACUUGUGUUAGUAGUCUGCCAGAAGUUGCUGGUGUUGGAGUCUCUGCUUUCUCAAGCAGGAAUGGCAGACACAGGGCCAACGUAGAAGUCUGGAAAAACUCAGCACAGACUAUGCUUUAUUACCACGGAUCAAAGUAUCAGGCACUCAGGGAUCGGAGACUUCCACUGUGGCUCAGUGUAUUUUUGUCCAGUGCCACACCCUCCCCCCCCCUUAUUCUUUACAAUAAAUCUUUCCCAAGACCUCCCUUGAGGAUUCAUAGGCCACCACUCCCUUUUAGAUUAAGUGGGAAGGAUGGCUGAUUAAUUGUGAUCUCCUACCCCAAAGUGCCCCCCCCCACCCCAAAGCAUCAAGCUUGAACGGCCAACCUCAGAGUUCCUGAUUACAAUGGGUACUGAGUAAUUGAGAGUUAAAGGGAGAAUAUUGCCUUAUCCGCAUAGGGGGGGAAAUGAAAUGCAAUUUCUGGAGCUGCUAGCAAAAAUUUAAUUUGCACUAAAUAUGUGUCCAGUGAAGGCUGUUUUGAUGGAAGCACAUAUCAGAUCUGUUCUAGGAAAGAUGAGUUAGCCCAUGCACCUUACAAUGGGACAGAAAGAUUUCAGGCCAUAAAUGGGAAGAACGAAUAGAAACACAAUAUAAUUCUAUGCAAAAAUAUCAAUUCUAAAUGAAUGGCAGAGGGGAAUGUUAAUUUUAUUCAGCAGUCUUUUAAUGGACAGUUGCAAUAAAGCAGUAUUUUAAGUUA